AUGACGAAUCGUAUAGAAUGUACUCCACUAGACAUUGCUCUCGUCGAUGACAAGGUUGUCGCCGCUGUGACAACGGAUUCACUCACUUUGUUUUCAACGGAAUUUUCGACAAUGUUGGAAAAUCACAAAGCCGAAUCCGUUGAUCACGUGUAUACAGACGGAAAGAAUGUUCACAUGAUUGGGAAAGAACCGAUGUUAUUCACAAUUGAUGUCGAGAGUUCACGAGCAGACACACAGAAAAUUCUGGACGGAAUAGCCAGAAUCACAGGCUCGGAUUUUUCGCGGAAAGAAAAUAAACUUCUCAUCUGCUCGAAUGACUCCAAAUCGUCUGAAUGUUUUGCCGCCAUCUACGACGCCAACAAUCGAUGUGUAGUGUCAAAAUUUAAGACCACCGGAGAAGUCACUGCUGCAAACUAUCGAUCCAAUCAUUAUGAAAUUGUCAUUGCCGGAAAAGACGGGGUUUGGAGAUUAUAUGACGUGAGAGGAUCAUGGCAGAAUUAUGAGGCUGUGAUCACAAAUAUAACAGAUCUGCCUAAUCACAAGACAAGAUUUUUUCACAAAUAUGGAACAAAUGAGGAAUCCGGUCAUCACUGUGUGGACGUUUUGGACAACAAAAUCUUUGCAACAGGAUGCAAGUCUGGGAUUGUUGUCCAAUCAGCAGAAUUUAAUGUCCCAGACUUCGCGCAACACACAGGCCGAAUAAAGCAAGCCAUCCGGAUGCAGAAAAAAAGAUUGGCUGAUGAUGCAGAAUAUAAAGAGCAGGAACAGUUCAGGGUCCGAUGGGAAACCAACGCGAAGAAAACAGACGGUAUCAAUGUUUUUGAUAGUCAUCUGAGCGAGGAAAACUUUAUAAUCGGAGACAUUCUUGGAUCUGGCACAUUCGGGUCCGUCUUCAAAGCAACAUCCAAAAAUUCAGGAAAACCGUUUGCGUUGAAGGUGAUGACGAACAGAUGCAGUUUGUACACGGAAAAGUUCGUGGCCGAACGUGAACUGCUCAUCCAAAGAGAGAUGACCCACAAAAACAUUGUCCCAAUAAUCCGUGCAAGAUGUUUUGGAGAAAAAAAGGCGAUGUUGCUUUCGGUUGAUGAAAUGGCUUGGAUAACUGAAUGUGUUGCGUGUGGUCUUACAUACAUCCACAGACGGGGCAUUCUUCAUAGGGACUUGAAACCCCACAACAUGCUGUACAAUUACGGUGGACUUGUAAAAAUAUCGGAUUUCGGAAUAUCCACCGACAAAAGAGACGCCACCUACUGUGGAACUCCUGGAUACAUGGCACCGGAAAUCAUUUGUCGCCAAAAGCAAACUGCAGCUGUUGAUUGUUACUCCUUGGGUGUUACUCCAUCGAUGCAGCACCGGAAAAACGCCAUCCGAGUUGCAGGCACGUGUCAGACGAAGUAG
Messenger RNA from Caenorhabditis remanei, 1398 nucleotides. RefSeq lists its product as uncharacterized. The record is from RefSeq and is a predicted model, not a curated record. The coding region runs from base 1 to 1398 and encodes 465 amino acids. Lineage: Eukaryota; Metazoa; Nematoda; Chromadorea; Rhabditida; Rhabditidae. Gene Ontology annotation, molecular function: protein kinase activity; ATP binding; protein binding. The transcript has 8 exons. Gene Ontology annotation, biological process: protein phosphorylation.